Messenger RNA from Anopheles merus, 2673 nucleotides. RefSeq lists its product as uncharacterized. The record is from RefSeq and is a predicted model, not a curated record. The transcript has 4 exons. NCBI's taxonomy places the organism in Eukaryota, Metazoa, Arthropoda, Insecta, Diptera, Culicidae. Bases 450 to 1832 code for a protein of 460 amino acids.
AACAGUGGUUCUUAUCUGGAGGCGGCAUCACACGGGACUCUUCCAUCCCCUGCUACUAACAGUGUUUACUACUACUCGGCCUCAACCCUGAAGAAGAAAUCGGAAAUUCAUCUUUCUGUGUGGACAAUAGCGGUGAGUGAUUGAGCAGCAACAGCAGCAGCAAUAACCGCCAAAAUACUACACACUACACAAAGUGUGUGCGUGUGAGUUAAUUUUGCGUAAGUUCGAUGCGUGUGCGUGUACCUGAAUGAGUGAAGUGUGGUAAGCGAAAAAGGCAAGUGUGGCUUUAUAAACAUACACACACACACACAAACACGCCCGCAAAGACCAGCAACAGCAAAAGCAAAAGCGAUUCCGGUGGAAGCGAACUUGCCCAAAACAAACAGAAAACAAACGAACACAAAAAACAGACAAAAACCCCCGCUCUCCCCCAUUGUCGCCGCCCUCACAUGCAAGCCCGCACAGCCGUCAGGAUGAAGCAAGAAGUGGCGGUCGGCAUGUACGUGGACGAGGAUCGGGACGUGUACAUGAUCGAGCGGAAGGACACGAUCGUCGACAUCAUCCGGAUGCAGCAGAAGGCGGGCCUGUGGCAGACGCUGUCGGUCGACCUGGUCGACUGCGGGCCGGGCAGCCGGGAGGGCGACAACUACAUGUCGAUCAUCAAGCGGGUAAAGGCCCACUGUAAGGCGAAAUCGGUCGACGGGCGAAACCACGUGUUUACGAUUUCGCUGAUUUUUAAGCGUCAAAUUACCAACCCGAACCGGCGCCGGCUGUUCCGCUGCGAUGCCGCGUUCGAGAACGAGAUCACCGCGUACGCGAGCAUCGUCCCGGUGCUGCAGCGGAUAUCGCCGUACGAUCUGCCGUACCCGAAGUGCGUGACGGCCGGCAGCGACGAGCACGGCGAUCGGAUCGUGCUGGAGGAUCUGACCACGAGCGGGUACGCCAUGCUCGAUCGACGGGUUGGGCUGAGCUACGAACACUGCAUUGCGGUGAUGAAGGAGCUGGCGAAACUGCAUGCCGUCUCGCUCGCGAUGAAGCACGCGCACCCGCACGAGUACGCCGACGUCUGCUCGAAGAUCCGCGAGAUCGUGUACUGUCCGGAGGCGGCCGAGUUCUACACACAUUCCCUCGAGUCGUCGCUGCGGGGCGCCCUGGACAGCCUGCGGUACAGCAACGGCGAGCAGGGCGAGCUGGACGGCCCGAUCCGGGCGGUGGAGGGGCUGACCGGCCGGCUGUACCGCAUCAUGUCCGGGCUGGUGUGCGACGGCAUCGACGAGGGCUGGCGCGUCAUCUGCCACGGCGACACCUGGGUGAACAAUCUGAUGUUUAGCGCGGACCGGCAGCACGUCCGGCUGAUCGACCUGCAGACGAUGCGCUGCACCACCCCGGUGCUGGACAUACUGCACCUGCUGUACACGAGCACGGAGCACUCGAUGCGCCGGCAGUACGUGACCGAGCUGCUGCUGCAGUACCGCCAGUCGCUGCUCGAGGCGCUGGGCGAGCAUUUCUGCGCGUGCGAGGAACCGGCCGCGGCCGCCGCGCUGCUGCGCCGCUACGCGGAGCAGUUUUCGUACGGCCGGCUGCGGGCCGAGUACGAUCGCUGCCUGCCGUACGGGCUCGGCAUCGCGAUGUGGCUGCUGCCGGCCGUCACCUUCAACCCGGACAAGAUACCGGACCUGGACGCGGUCACGAUUCAAGAUUUCAAGACGAAGAAGCACGACAAGCGCAUCGCCCAGAUCGUCUCGAACGACUACCACACGCGGAUGCGCGACAUUGUCCUGGAAAUGUACGAUCAAGGCGUGCUGCAGCGGCUCAAGAGCGACCGCAUCUAGGGCGGAUGUUGGGCAUUUCUCUCUGUGUGGUGGCAUUGCAUUCGCGACUGGAGCGUCUAUGUGCCAGAAACGCUGUCCGAAUGGGGGAAGAAGUAGACGGGGGAGGGAAUGGCGAACGGGGGACAUGGGCGAGAUAGUGGCACGGUGUUGGAUUCAAGGGCGCGCUCGGUGCAACAUUUCGAUGUCGCCCAUCCAGUACAGUCAACCCGUUUUGUGUACCUUCCAUCACCACCACCGCCGCCGCCACGAUCACCGCCUCCCCCGGGCGGCCACUGUACAGUGUUUGUGUUAUGCUUUAGUCAGUAGAAAGAACAACAAAUCCUAGAAAUAGUACCGUACCCGGUUAGUGCGCAUUUCAGGCGUCUUAUGUGUGCGUUUGUAUGUAUGUGUAUGUGUGUGUGUGUGUGGUUGUGUAUUAAGUCGACAAUCACCGCACGACGCCCGGUUCCGAAAGAUAGUGCAACCGACAGCAACUAACGACCAACAACAAAAACGCAACGUUUACAAUUCCGCUCCGCGAUUGGCAUCGGAUGGCGAUUGCGCAAUUGCAAAAAGAAGAAGAAGAAGAAGAAAAACUAAACGAAACCGGGCGAGCGGACAGAACCGGAAGAUCGAUUCCCGAUCGAUUUGCCGGUGGAAUACAAAUUUGUGCCUACGCAUGCGGUGGGCACCACUUGCCACGUGGUGUGUGCACCCGCUCACUGCUGGGAUAGAUUGGAGCAGUGUUUGCUAGAUCAGUAGUUACCAAUUAAACCUGUUGUUGAUGCGAUAAGCAAGAAACAAAACCGCCUAGCGUAAGAUGAUCUGUUUUUGUUCGAUUCAAUAAACAGCUGUUACUACA